Penicillium vulpinum is the source of this 531-nucleotide messenger RNA. Its product is annotated as MFS multidrug transporter. The annotation marks the transcript as partial. The record is from RefSeq and is a predicted model, not a curated record. The transcript has 4 exons. Gene Ontology annotation, biological process: transmembrane transport. Lineage: Eukaryota; Fungi; Ascomycota; Eurotiomycetes; Eurotiales; Aspergillaceae. Gene Ontology annotation, molecular function: transmembrane transporter activity.
AACAGCACGAGCAUCACUGUCAUCUUUGUCACUUUUAUCAUUGAUAAAGCUUUGAGCAAGACUACCGCUCGAGUUAUGGUCUUCCAAUUGAUCUUAGGAUGCGCGGGCGGCACUCCAAUGGCACUAGGCGGGCCGAACGCUCACUUUAUUUACGUCCUUGUCCCUGUUAUUGGUGGCUUUUUGGCUGCCGGUAAGGGCUGGCGCUGGUUCCCCGGUUAUCAGCAUGCCCCUUCUGGCUGGACGGCAUACUCCAAGUUACACUGGAUUGCUCCCAUCCUUGGAACAAGUUUGAUCGGCUUUGGGUGCUUCUUUGUCAUUACGCCUGCCCAACUGUACCUUGUCUUCAGAUCUGAGGCUGCAGCAUCGCCUCUAGAGGCCAACAACCUGCCCUGGUACAUUUCUAGUACAUUCUUGCCUCUUGCGGGGCGGAGUAUGUACAGCAGUCUGAACUAUGGAUUAACAUUUGCUCCAGCCCCUGUCCUGCUCUAUAAGUACGGAGAGCGCCUUCGUACUAAUAAGGUAAUCGUUUAG